AUGAGAAGAACAAUGGAAGUGGAAGAAUAAAAUUUUGAAGCUGAAGAAUGGGGGAUUGCUCAAUAAAUGUAAAGAAUACUAGGAGAAAUUCAUUAUCUUAUGUAAGAGCAAAUUCUAGCAAUUGAUUAUUAUUCAAGUUAGCGAAGAAACUAUUAUUAAGUUAAAGAUAAUUUAGAAAAAAAAGAAGACAGUGUAAAUGCUAGAUUGGAAAAUUAUAAAUAAUUACAUCAAUAAUAUAUAGGUGUAAAAUAAAUUUAUCAUUAAAUAUUACUAUUUACUAAAGAUAAAAAAUUACUUAAUUAAAGAAUCUAAAAAGUAGGAUAUAAAGAAUAACAUUUUUUAAUAGAGAAUCCUUAAAAUUAUGAAAUUGAAGAAGUUAAGGAUCCCAAAUAUUUAAAGGAUAAAGAAAAUCAAAUAAUAUAUUUUAGAAAAAUUGAUUACAAAUGGUUUUUUAUUAGAAUAAUUAAGAAUUAUGAAUUUACAAAAUACUUAAAUGCUACUUAAAUAUUGGAUAUAGAAGCAUUUUUAUGUGAUGGAUCUUAAAAAAUGGAAAAAUAAGAUAAUUAACAUGAACUUGAAAUUAUGAAAUAAGUCAAUUAAUGGUUUAAAUAAUUAAUAUUUAAUGUCUAAUAUAGAAAAAUAUAAAGAAAAUAAUUAACAGAAAUUAUUCAAUAUAUUGAAGAAACUAUUAAGAUAUUAUUUAAGGGACUUAAAUGUUCAACAUGUAAUUAAGUUUUCCUUUAGACUGAAGAUGGAAAAUUUGUAUAACCUUGUGUAAAAUUAAAUGAAAACGAUAAUUUGCAUCAUUAUUCUUGUUUAUUUAAUUGA
Messenger RNA from Paramecium pentaurelia, 828 nucleotides. NCBI's taxonomy places the organism in Eukaryota, Ciliophora, Oligohymenophorea, Peniculida, Parameciidae. The record is from the annotation of a GenBank genome assembly.